Messenger RNA from Drosophila elegans, 2176 nucleotides. RefSeq lists its product as uncharacterized. Bases 248 to 1921 code for a protein of 557 amino acids. The record is from RefSeq and is a predicted model, not a curated record. The transcript has a single exon. NCBI's taxonomy places the organism in Eukaryota, Metazoa, Arthropoda, Insecta, Diptera, Drosophilidae.
CGCCGGUUGUCAUCCGGCGGUAUGACUGCCUUUGAGCAGUUUCAUUUCGUUGGCAGUCAUUGUUUUAUUUCGUUCCGUAGGAGUACAGAGCUCCCCAAAGUAAAAAUUCGUAUUUUUUCAUCCCAAUCGGGUUUUAUUUGGUGUUUCGUCGUUCGCUUCUUUUCGUUGGUCGGUAGUCCGUGGAAGAAACGUGCUUCGUUUUUGAGCGUUUUGCCAAAAUUAAGCGGUAUAUCAGCGGUAUAUCAGAAUGAGUAGCCACCCGUGCAGCCUGGGAAAGCUGGCCCAGCGUGGCGCCAGCCUUCAGAUCUCUCCCCUGGCCACAAGGAUGAGGAGUUUCCACUACAGCCGGAUCAGGCCGACGGUGGUCCCUAUCAUGGGCCAGCGGAUCAAACCCGACGACAACGGACGGGUGCGCAAGAUCGUGGGCGUGAAGAAAUCGCUGGUUAACCAGCUGCAGGGCAUGGCCCCCAGCCUGGGACCCCCGAAUGUGGCGUCGUCGCUCGACAAAACACGGCUGUUCUCCUCCUCGAGCAGCCUGCACAGUCGCUCCCUCCAGCAGCAGCAGCAGCAGGAGGAGGAUGACGAGGAGGAGUACUCGGACAUGGAGUCCCUGGCGUCCAACACCACGGCUUCGUUGUCGGCCACCCAGAGGGGCUACAAUCGGGCAGAGGGAUUCGGCAAGGGCAUGGCCAGGCAGGCGGCCCGAGACAUCAGCCGGUCCAUUCAGGAGGAACUGAUGGUGGUGGACGCCGACACGCGUCACAUGCUCAACUGCGAUCCAAGCCGGCAGGUGCUGCGCAACUACCACGAGCAGAUGGCCCAAAGGGCGAAGACUCCGGGCGAUCCCAUGUCGGGCUGGAAGCAUCCGCGGCCCCUCAAACAUCUCGCCACUGCGGCGGUCAGCAGUGCGGGCGAAGGAAGCAGCAGCACCUCGUCGGUGGCCCAGUCCGAGGUGGCCCAGUCGAUGGACCGCCAGGUGAGGCCACGUCGCCGCCAGAUGGUCGUAGCCCAUAUCGGUCGCAACGGUCGCGAGCAUUUGGCUCAGCUGCCACCAUUGAAUGCGCCGCCACCCAAGUUCGAGCUGUACGCCUCGAAUGCCAGGGAGAAGUUCUCGGAGCAGCGCACCGAGAUGCGUCCGCCGACCAGUUGGCACAGCCCCAAGGAACCGAUCGAGCAGAAGCCCGAGGAUCUGCUGAUGGACGUGGCCUUGGCCCGGGCAGUCCGGCCGGACAUCACGCUGACCCGGGGCGUCCAGCGGUCCGGCGAAGAGCACCGGGCCAGCGAAUCGGACUCGUGGUAUGAGCAGCCAGCUUCAGAGCGGGAGCUCCUCAAGCAGGCCAUCCUUGGCGGAGGCAGGAAUCGCCUGGAUGAGGCGAGCGAUAAUGCGGCUCAGAUAAGCGCCUCGCAGCAGGUGAUAAACCAGAAGUAUGCCAGUUUUCGCAGAACAACCAGGGGCAACCAGAAGCAGAUGAUCCGGCAGAUUGUGGAGCCGGUGAACCCAACGCCCCAACUCAAGACGAGUGCGCGGUCGAUGUCGGAGCCGCGGGACUCGCGAAAGCGGUGGGGCAGCAUGAGGCAGAGCUCUGGGCGACAGGCUACGCCCAAGUUUUUCGCGGAUGCAGGAGAGCCACGGAACGAGGGAGAAGAUGAUGAAGACCAGUCCAGUUGGCCAUCGCCCCAUAACACUCAGCUCCAGAUGGCCACACGGAGUGAGACCCGCCUGGAGUCGGAGCAAGAGGGGGGGCGCGGCAGGAACGUGAUGGGCGAAAAGCGAGGCGCCCAGAAGACAAUGGAUGACGAAGCUCUAGUGGAGCACAACGAUAUCGGGAUGCCGCAGGCAUACAAGCGGGAGUCGGCCGUGCAGCGCCUUGGAAGCAGCAGGCACUCCAAGCACAGCAGCCGCGCUUUCAACAGCUACUAAGCCCCCGAUUUGCAGUCUGCAUAGUGGGUACCACACCCACCACCCUGAUAGUCCAAUCCGAACCCAGUCCGUGUCCAGUCUCCCAGCCCGACCAUAGCACAUAGCCAGACUGAUAUUUUUUGGCAUGGAGUUGUCUAAAUCCUUAGAAGUCGUACCAAAAUUUAAGCCUGACAAUCCAAUUGGCCAAAGUGUAGUUAUUUCAACGUAGAAACAAAGUGUCUCAAAUAAAAUCGAUUACAGUUGUGUAAAUUAAAA